Cercocebus atys (sooty mangabey) is the source of this 1814-nucleotide messenger RNA. It is a transcript of the gene MREG, whose product is annotated as melanoregulin. The transcript is spliced from 5 exons. Bases 363 to 1007 code for a protein of 214 amino acids. Gene Ontology annotation, biological process: melanosome transport; melanocyte differentiation. Gene Ontology annotation, cellular component: melanosome. The record is from RefSeq and is a predicted model, not a curated record. Lineage: Eukaryota; Metazoa; Chordata; Mammalia; Primates; Cercopithecidae.
AGUCUUCGGUGCCCUGGGAUUUUGAGGACUGGCUGGAGUCCCUGCUUCCCCCUUAGAGGGCGGCAGCGGGGCGUCUCGGGGACGCAUGCGCCCCAAAUUGCGCUCGGGGAAUUAAAAGAGAGGGAAAAAAGCCCCAAGAAAACUCACGCCCCAAACAAAACGCAAGUAGAGGAGGGCGCGCGGCCUGCAGCCCUCGCCCGCGUCCCCGGCCGCGGCGUGAUGCGCGCGGACCAGCCCGCGACGCUCGGGCUGCCGCUGUCCCCGCACCUGGACGCCGGCCCGGUGGCCGCGCCCCAGCCUCGAUCGCUCGCGGCGGCGACUGGCCCCCAGGCUCCCGGCGCCGGUGGGGCCCCUCGCUCUCCAUGGGGCUGAGGGACUGGCUGAGGACCGUGUGCUGCUGCUGCCGGUGCAAGUGCCUGGAGGAGCGCGCCCUGCCUGAGAAGGAGCCCCUGGUCAGUGAUAGCAAUCCGUAUUCCUCAUUUGGAGCAACUCUGGCGAGGGAUGAUGAGAAGAAUUUAUGGAGUAUGCCCCAUGAUGUGUCCCACACAGAGGCAGAUGACGACAGAACCCUGUACAAUUUGAUAGUCAUUCGUAAUCAGCAGGCCAAAGACUCAGAGGAGUGGCAGAAACUCAACUAUGAUAUCCAUACCCUGCGGCAGGUUCGAAGGGAAGUAAGAAACAGAUGGAAGCGCAUCUUAGAAGAUUUAGGUUUUCAAAAGGAAGCUGACUCUUUGUUGUCAGUGACUAAACUCAGCACCAUCAGUGAUUCGAAAAACACAAGGAAAGCUCGAGAGAUGUUGUUAAAACUGGCUGAAGAAACCAAUAUUUUCCCAACAAGUUGGGAGCUCUCAGAGAGAUAUCUCUUUGUUGUGGACCGUCUCAUUGCACUUGAUGCUGCAGAAGAGUUCUUUAAGCUUGCUCGUCGAACUUACCCCAAGAAGCCUGGGGUUCCAUGCCUGGCAGAUGGCCAGAAAGAACUGCACUACCUUCCAUUUCCAAGUCCCUAAAGGAGAGGCUCAGGGACAGAAUGGGAAUUCUUCCAUGAGGACUCAGCAGUCAACCAAAGUUGGACAAUUACAUGUAGAAGAGAGUGAGCAAAUAGAGAGUUUGCUUAGUGAAAAAUGAUAAUGAAUUCUACAUAAAUGUAAAGUCUUUAAUCUGAGGACCCUGCCCCAUGAAUUGUGCAGGGUGCACUGAAACGCCUUGGUGAUCUCACAUUUAGGAAGAAAGUUACAGAGUUGGUCAGAUGGAUAGUUCAUAAUGGGUGGUUCCAUUCCAAGACCACAUUGCCCCAGCUUUGGUUUUGGUUUUAUCAUAAUCUCUGAUCAUGAAUCCUACUGACAGAGUGGACUAUUUCAGUUCAUAAUAUGAUUAAUAGAGAGAGCUGUCAUUGAGUCCCAAAACAGACUACCAAUUUUAAAAUAAUUAUUAUAAAAUGUAUGCUAACCCCAAAAUAAUACUAGACAUGAUGUGACCUCUCUGAUUUGGUCACCUUGUAGAACCUUGGAGGUGUCAGGGCAUCGCUUUGAGUAUCAGUUAUGAUUAUUCAGAAGUAUAGAUGUAUCAGAUGACAGACAUGACAAGGAGUGGCUGGGCAUGGUGGCUCACGCCUGUAAUCCAGCACAUUGGGAGGCCAAGGUGGGUGGAUCAUGAGGUCAGGAGUUCGAGACCAGACUGACCAACAUGAUGAAACCCUGUCUCUACUAAAAAUACAAAAAUUAGCCAGGUGUGAUGGCACGCGCUGUUAAUCCCAGCUACCCAGGAGUCUGAGGCAGGAGAAUCGCUUGAACCUGGGUGGUGAGGUUACAGUGAGC